CUCAGGCAGGAAAGUCAAAUCACUCAGGUGCUAAGCAGAGUUGUAUGUUAAAAUCACACCUGAGAGCCUGGCUGGAGAAGACUGAGGUUCAAGGCUUGAAGCCUAAGUGAUUGCCCCAGGACCGUGGAUGAUGGCUGCAGAGAUCCCGAGAGUGACCACUCCACUGAGCCUCUUGGUCCAGGUGCCUCAAGUGGAAGAUAGACGGAAGGAGGAGGUCACCACCAUGAUCCUGGAAGAUGACUCCUGGGUGCAGGAAGCUGUGUUGCAGGAGGAUGGCCAUGAGUCUGACCCCUUUCCCCAGAGUGCUGGCAAGGGCAGCUCCCAGGAGGAGGUGACCAGGGGACCACAGGGUGCACUCAGCCGCCUCCGAGAGCUCUGUCGGCGCUGGCUGAGGCCAGAGGUACACACCAAGGAGCAGAUGUUAACCAUGCUACCAAAGGAAAUUCAGGCUUGGCUACAAGAGCAUCGGCCUGAAAGCAGUGAGGAGGCAGCGGCCCUGGUGGAAGACUUGACCCAGACCCUUCGGGGACAGUGAA
Molecule: messenger RNA, 536 nt
Organism: Piliocolobus tephrosceles (Ugandan red Colobus)
Lineage: Eukaryota; Metazoa; Chordata; Mammalia; Primates; Cercopithecidae
Product: zinc finger and SCAN domain-containing protein 2-like
Exons: 1
Coding region: 128-535 (135 amino acids)
Source: RefSeq, a predicted model, not a curated record